CUGACGUACCGAAUUGACAAGACAAAGAUGUCUACGACAAUUACAGAAGAGCCACAUACCGAAUUAAGCCACCUCCCACAAUCUCACUUUCGCACCCUAACGACUACAACAACAACCCCAGACCCUCCCCCAUCAACCGUCCACGAUAACCCCUCCACCGAACCCCCAGAUGACGCAGUAAACACCACAACCGCCAUCCCAGACGGCGGCUACGGUUGGACAAUAGUCUUCUGCUGCGCCCUAACCACAUUCUGGAACACCGGAAUCGGCAACUGCUGGGGCGUCCUACAAGCCGCGCUCCUCUCCUCCACACUCCGCACAACCCCGCCAUCAACCCUCUCCUUCGUCGGCUCGCUCGGCCUCGCAGGCGCAGCAGCCUGCGGCCUUCUCGUAAUCCGCCUCAUCCGCGUGAUCGGCUCCCGCACCACCGGCGUCCUAGGGGUCCUCUUCAUGGGCGCAAGUUUAAUCGGAAGUAGCUUCUGCACCGACAAUCUCGCGGGCUUGUUCGGGACUGCGGGGGUGCUGGCUUCGAUUGGAGUUGGGAUGGUGUAUACGGUUGCCAAUGCGCUGCCUAUGCAGUAUUUCUCGGGUCAUCUGGGGCUCGCCAAUGGGUUGGUGAAGCUUGGGGGUGGGAUUGGCGGGUGUGUGAUGUCUGUCGCGUUGGAGGCUUUGAAUCGGAGGGUCGGGAUCGCGUGGACGUUUCGGAUCCAGGGGUUGCUCACGAUUGGAACGGGUGUACCUGCGGCGUGGAUGUGUGUGGAUCGCGUGUCUAGGAGGAAUACUUUGCCUGUUGUGGAUUUGGGCAUGUUUAAGUCUGUGGCCUUUUUGGCCUUUUUUCUUGGCGGCGCCAUCGGAACAUUUGCGCUUUUUGUACCGCCGUAUUUUUUGCCGUUGUUUGCGAGGAGCUUGGGGUUGAGUUCGGCCACGGGUGCUGGGUUGGUCGCGGCUUUCAAUGCUUGUAAUGCUGUGGGAAGGUUCGUGGCAGGCCCGCUUUGCGACAAGAUUGGCCCCAUCAACACUUUGCUUAUCUGUAUGGUUCUCAACGCUGUCAGUAUGCUGGCCGUCUGGACAGUUGCGGACUCGCUUGGCCCGUUGGUUGUUUUCGCCAUGCUUAACGGUGUCGCGAACGGGUCAUUUUUUACUGCUCAGCCGGCGGUUGCUGCCGGUAUGUUCGGGCCUGGAAGGGCUUCUGUUGCCAUGAGUAUGAGUGUCACUGGGUCGACGGCCGGAUACUUCAUGGGCGCCCCUAUUGCUGGGUAUCUGCUUCAAGCGGCAGGAGGUAAUCCACAAAGUGGCGACGAGCAAGGAAUCGAGGUCUACCGACCGGCAAUAUUCUACGCUGGGGCGGUAGCUGUGGUUUCUUCUUUGUUCAUUGUAUGGGCUAGGACGCGGCUGACGGAGAAGUGGAUCAAGAAGGUAUAG
Molecule: messenger RNA, 1422 nt
Organism: Periconia digitata
Lineage: Eukaryota; Fungi; Ascomycota; Dothideomycetes; Pleosporales; Periconiaceae
Source: the annotation of a GenBank genome assembly